Molecule: messenger RNA, 6417 nt
Organism: Xiphias gladius (swordfish)
Lineage: Eukaryota; Metazoa; Chordata; Actinopteri; Istiophoriformes; Xiphiidae
Gene: ano3
Product: anoctamin 3
Exons: 24
Coding region: 9-3029 (1006 amino acids)
Biological process (GO): chloride transmembrane transport
Cellular component (GO): plasma membrane
Molecular function (GO): chloride channel activity; protein dimerization activity
Source: RefSeq, a predicted model, not a curated record
ACGUCGCCAUGGUGCAUCACUCGGGCUCAAUCCAGUCCUUCAAGCAGCAGAAAGGCAUGCACACCAGCAUCAGCGAGAUCCUGAAGGAGAAGAGCCUGAAGCCGUCUCGCCGCAGCCUGCCCUGCCUUGCCCAGAGUCACACUCAUCCAAUCAACCUCAACCACUUCCUGUCUGUGCCCCUGAGCCCGGAGCCCAAACCAGAAGUCGAGGGUCUGAGUCAGAGCAUCAGCACCUCCUGCAGCCUCCUCCCCCCACGGACAGCAGAGGAUGGCAAGGAUGAUUAUGUGGAGGAGUCAGAGGUGACUACAUGUGGAACAAGGGCAGACGAGUCAUUUCUGCUACAAAAGCCUGCCACUCGUGCUAAAUUGGAGGCCCGCACAUUUUCAGUUCAGAGAAAGAAUCCAGCUGGUUCCUCUGGGCUCUUUUUCCGAGAUGGGAAAAAGCGUAUUGACUACAUCCUGGUGUACAAGAAGUCCAGUCCACAGGUGGAAAAGAGGUGCACGUUUGAGAAGAAUUUGCGUGCUGAGGGCCUGAUGCUUGAGAAGGAGCCUUCCUUGACAAACAACGACAUCAUGUUUGUGAAGGUCCAUGCUCCUUGGGAUACGCUUUGCAAAUAUGCGGAGCAGAUGAACAUCCGAAUGCCUUUCAGGAAAAAAUGUUAUUUUACGGACUGGAAGAGCAAAACCUUGGGCAGCAGGUUUCAUCUGAGAUGUCGUCAGAUAAAAAGCUGGCUUCCCAGAAAUCCCAUGAAGCUUGACAAAGAGGCCUUACCUGACCUGGAGGAGACCGACUGCUACACAGCCCCCUUCAGCAGAGCACGCAUGCAUCACUUCACUAUCAACAACAGAGAGAGCUUCUUCUCCAAUUCCACCAGAAGCAGAAUCGUUCAUCAUGUCCUGCAGCGCACCAAGUACGAGGAUGGAAAAUCAAAGAUGGGUAUCAACCGGUUGUUGGGCAACAACACUUACGAGGCUGCAUUUCCUCCUCAUGAGGUAAGACAACUUUUAUUUUGGCUGAAGAGAUUCACAAAUCGUCAAACUAUAAAAUGCCUUCUGUCAUGUGGAUCUUCUUACUCCAUAUGUCAUCAGGGUGGUUACAAGAGCAGACAUCCUAUCAAGACACACGGUGCCCAGAACCACAGGCAUCUUCUGUAUGAGCGCUGGGCCCGCUGGGGCAUCUGGUACAAAUACCAGCCUCUGGACCUCAUCAGGCGUUACUUUGGUGAGAAAAUCGGCCUUUACUUUGCAUGGUUGGGCUGGUACACCGGCAUGUUGAUCCCUGCCGCCCUGGUUGGUGUUUUAGUCUUCCUCUAUGGUCUCUUCACUAUGGACUCGAGCCAAGUCAGUAAAGAGAUUUGUGAAGCCAACACGACCAUCAUGUGUCCUAUGUGUGAGGAGACCUGUGACCCGUGGACGCUUAGUGACAGUUGUGUCUACGCCAAGGUGACCCAUCUGUUUGACAAUGGCGGCACUGUGUUCUUCGCUAUCUUCAUGGCUAUCUGGGCCACAGUAUUCCUGGAGUUCUGGAAAAGGAGGAGGGCAGAACUGACUUAUGACUGGGAUCUCAUUGAUUGGGAGGAGGAAGAGGAGGAGCUGAGGCCUCAGUUUGAAGCCAAAUACUCCAGGGUGGAGAGAGUCAACCCCAUCUCUGGCAAGCCUGAGCCUUUCCAGCCCUUCUCAGACAAACUCAGCCGGCUCAUGGUGUCUGUGUCCGGAAUAUUCUUCAUGAUUUCCCUCGUUCUGACAGCCGUGUUUGCUGUGGUGGUUUUUCGUCUCAUUGUGAUGGAGAAGUUUGCCUCUUUCAACUGGAAGUUUGUGAAGAAGAACUGGCAGUUUGCCACCUCUGGCACUGGUGUCUGCAUCAACUUUAUGAUCAUCAUGUCUCUCAACGUGGUGUACGAAAAGGUGGCCUAUCUGCUGACUAAUUUAGAGCACCCACGGACAGAGUCUGAGUGGGAGAACAGCUUUGCUCUGAAGAUGUUCCUGUUCCAGUUUGUAAAUUUGAACAGCUCCACAUUUUACAUCGCUUUCUUUCUUGGAAGGUUUGCUGGCAGGCCUGGAAAAUACAAUAAACUCUUUAAUCGAUGGAGAUUGGAGGAGUGUCACCCGAGCGGCUGUUUGAUUGAUCUGUGCCUGCAAAUGGGAGUCAUCAUGUUCUUCAAACAAAUCUGGAACAACUUCAUGGAGCUCGGUUAUCCUCUGCUGCAGAACUGGUGGUCUCGCAGGAAGAUAAAGAAAGGAGGUGGAGGAGGGCAGAACGUAGAGAAUAAAGCCCAGCUUCCACAGUGGGACAAAGACUGGAAUCUGCAGCCGAUGAACGCCCAUGGACUGGUGGAUGAAUACCUUGAAAUGGUUCUCCAGUUUGGCUUCACUACCAUCUUUGUAGCGGCAUUCCCACUGGCUCCUCUUCUGGCUCUGCUCAACAACAUCAUUGAGAUUCGACUUGACGCUUACAAGUUUGUCACUCAGUGGAGGAGACCCAUGCCUGCCCGGGCCACUGACAUCGGUAUCUGGCAUGGGAUUCUCGAAGGUAUUGGCGUGCUGGCAGUCAUCACCAACGCCUUCGUCAUUGCCAUCACCUCAGACUACAUCCCCCGCUUUGUUUACGCCUUCAAAUAUGGCCCAUGUAUGGACAAGGGACACCACCAUCAGGAUGAGUGUUUGCGAGGCUACAUGAACAGCAGCCUCUCUGUGUUUGACAUGGGUGAGCUGAAGAACAGCAGCCAGCCCAGAUACUGCAGGUACAGAGACUACAGGGCACCGCCCUGGAGCUCGGUGCCGUAUGAAUUCACUCUGCAAUUCUGGCACGUCUUGGCUGCCAGGCUGGCCUUCAUCAUCGUCUUUGAGCACCUGGUGUUUGGGAUCAAGUCCUUCAUAGCGUACCUCAUUCCGGAUAUGCCGAAGGAUCUCUGCGAUCGCAUGAGGAGGGAAAAGUACCUGAUGCAGGAGAUGAUGUACGAAGCGGAACUGGAGCACCUGCAGAAGGAGAGAAAGAAGAACGGACGGCGUUAUCACCACGAGUGGCCUUAGCCUUACCCCCACGUCUCCACUACACGCAGCACAGCCCUCAACUCACAGGCACAACCUCCCCUGCCUGCUUGUUUAUGUAUUUUAGCUUUGAGAGUCUAGCUUCACUCGGCUGAUUCUGUACACCAAAGACACCUUCUUCAGUGACCAGAUCCUCCCCCAGCCUGUUUGGCUUCAACCCAAGCGCCGACCCCGACCCCUCCCUCGCCAUCUGUUCCACGACCAGUGUUGGUGCUGCUCUUGGUUUCUGCCUCUGACCCUUACUGCCCUGCCCCGAUCCCUCACCUGGCUUCAUCCAGCAGGUGGCCCUUGGGUCUGUGCUGUGUCAUGGCUUCACUGGGGAAACCUGUGCAAUUGCAAUGUUUACUAUGCAGAUCAAGGGCUGCAGAUCACCAUUGUUCACUUUUGGCAUCCAUCCUUCACUCUGUCCGUGUGGCAGCUAGCACAUCCCUUUGGCCGUGCAGUCUGGUGCAGCCCACAGCAUGGUCGUGUAUUUAUCCCAUGAGCGUCAGCAGAGCCACUCUUCUACCGGCUAUGCGACAGAGCUACUGCAGCACUUAGCGUUUUCUUAUUGCAAAAUUGAUUCUGGUGAUGUGGCUUCCAAAUAAAACGGACAAUGUUCUUGCAAAGUGACUGUAUAUUGCCCUUGAAGCAUGCUGAUUAAUAUUUGCUAGCAUUUCAUAAACUGCCAAGAAAAAAAUAACAGACACAAAAACAGCAGCACUCAUCGUUGAGGAUGCUAACAUCCAUUGCGUACAUCGGAAAACGAAUUCUCUAUGAAGUCAUAUAAAAUGCAUGGUAAUAUUGUUUUGUACCUUUUGAUAAAGUCUUGAUGCCUGGUUCACAUGUGUCUGUACUCAGUGUGAGCUGUGUGGUAAUCUCUGUCUGUGAACUGCCGAGCUUGACUGUCUUGAGUUUAGGAAAUGUGAACUUAGAGCGAUUUGAUUGUGCCUACAGUUGUGCGCACCACAAUUGUGUCACCAACAUCACGUGUGCCUGUUUGUGCUGCACGUGCUUUUCAAGUGCAAGAAAUAUUCUCUCUUCUUGUUCUGUUGUCUGGUCUGCUAUAAACUCUCUGAACUCUGCUGUAAGGGUUUGUUUUGGAUGUGAGACACACCACAGUACUCGGAUCUCAGCUAAUGGGUCUGAAACACAUCAGCGCUAUAAGUUGAAAUGCGACUCCCAUCGUGAACAAUGUAUACACUCGCAUGCAGGAGCUGCAAAUCUGCUCUUCCGUUCUGCGCUCGCAGCCUGUUUUUCAUUUGCUAUUGGAAACCCUGAAGCGUGGUUGAAACUUGGAUCACUUAGGCAUACCUGUGGCUUGGAUGCUCAAUUUGCAAAGAACAUCCAUCCACUGUUCCUAACUCACAAAGUACACUAACAUACUUCACUUCUAGUCUUUUAUUAAACACAGGGUCAGAUGCGGUUUCAGCUGAUUUUUGACCUUUAAUCAAAGAGUAGGAUUUGUUAAAUGCAGAGUCAUGACAUUGCCUUUUAUUGUGGUGGGUUCUGAUGUCAAGGAUCAGAGCAGCAUAUUUUUGCCCAACAAGAACUCAGGAAAACAGGCAGCACGAGUGACACAUCCAUCCGUGAGGCUGAGUCAGAGUCAUAAUCAUUUCCUGCUUCAUCCAUGUUGAGACGGAAAGUUGUGGAGGAUGUACAGUAAAGUGUUAAUGAGGGAGCUGUACUUGCUAGUGAUGAAAAGUAUAACAGAGGCCCAAACACUGACCCAGUACCAGUCAUGCUGAUCAUGUGGUGGUAAAUAUGAUGCUAAAUAUGAUCAUAUGAUGGUAAAGAUUCAGAGUAAUGUGCACAUUGUGCACAGUCAAAGUGAAGGUUACACCAACGUUACAUCUGAAGGUGAAGAAUAUCACUACCCUGAAUGCGUCGCACAACACAGAGAAACUUAUCACUCAUUUUGCAAGAAUUGUACAUUAAUUGGAUUUGUUCAUUUAUUUAUUUUGCUGUUCUUUGUAUAUACAUUUUAUGAUGUACGUAAUGUUUUUAUACUAUUUAUUUUGUGUUACCAUUCCGAGUUCACCUGUUUUCACCCUCAGUUAGACAAAGUAACAUCCACAUCUCUCAGGUGUCCUCUGAAUGUUCGCAGAUGAUUAACUUUUUUUCAUAUUUUCUAAGAUCCAAUCAAAGGUUUCCUGCUUUUUAAGAUAUAUAUUUUUGCACUGCAGUGCGUUGCAUGACUAUAAGGCACUCUCACGAUUAAAGCAUGUUUGAUUUUCCGUUUGCAUAAUCCCAGUAUGUAUAUUAGAGCAGAUCAUGGGAAUCAUGGAAUACAAUCAUACAGUUUAUUAUGGAGACUUCUGAUGCAGGUUCUUGGCUAAAAAAUAAUGUUGCAUUCAGGUCAUAAUAUUCAGUCCAGUGAUUCAUAAUGACUUCUCUCACAAGAAUGAGAUAUUUGUUUUUAAAUCUUAUUCCAAUAUUAGGAAACUAGUCCAGGUUUUCAGAAUAUCUUCCCUGCUAUGUGAACAUUGAAAAUCUAUGCAUGUUGUUAUCCUUGAGCGCUACUUUUCUUUUGAGCAGAUGCAGAUGUAAAUGUACAGGUGCAUUUGUACUGUAGAGUAUGCAUGACCUAACACCUGCUAUGAGCAGUGCUAACUUCUGUAAAGUUGUUAACGGCGUCUUAAACAUAUCACCUCCCUUUUUCAGUGUUGAUCGUUUUUGGAGGCCGGGAAAAGACAUAUGUUUCUUGAUGUGGCAGAAUUUUAAACUAUAAGAAUAUUUUCUAAAUAAUAGCUUAGACUCAAGACUGAUUAGUAUAAUCUGUCCUGGACUGAAUUUCAAGGAGUCUGAUUAAAAAAAAUCUCAUACUUGUUUUGUUUGAACACUCAACUGGGAAUUAGAAUUAGGUUUACCCUCAAACAGCUGACGUGUUUAACCUAAUGGGGAUAGGGGUCAUUUUUAUGAAUAAUUACAUGACCUUGACUUGCCCAGCUACUAAUCAUUUCCGGAUGGAUCUCUUUCCUGUUGUCUUCUCCUCUCCGAGAGCAUUGUUUCACCUACUCACUAAUAAAAAUGCUGCACAGUGGUGGAAAGGUGUUUCUCAUGUCUUCUACUGUUGGCAAUAGCACAUUAUGGGUAUUGUAUAAUAAGUAAUAACGGCAUGACCUUGCACAUCUCUUAAAACAUAGCAGUCUAGAGGGGAUUAAUCUUUGUGUUCUAUGCUAUGCCUCCUAAUAGGAUUGUGCUCAAGCAAGUGAUGUGCUUGACGAGGAAGCACAGUGAAGUUAGACCAUAGAUUUAACUGUAUAAUAGAUGGUGUCAGUCGUGACAUGACGUGUAUCAAUAAUAUUGUUGACUUUGUUCCUGUUUACAUGUAAAAACAUAUUGAAAUGUAUAAAAAUAAUAUAGAAUAAUUUGGAUAUCACUCUUUUCU